Messenger RNA from Larimichthys crocea (large yellow croaker), 443 nucleotides. RefSeq names its product LYR motif containing 7 (gene lyrm7). The transcript has 5 exons. The record is from RefSeq and is a predicted model, not a curated record. Gene Ontology annotation, biological process: mitochondrial respiratory chain complex III assembly. Gene Ontology annotation, cellular component: mitochondrial matrix. Lineage: Eukaryota; Metazoa; Chordata; Actinopteri; Sciaenidae. The coding region runs from base 107 to 421 and encodes 104 amino acids. Gene Ontology annotation, molecular function: protein folding chaperone.
AAGUCCAGCAGAUGGCAGUAUAUGCAACAUUAAGGAUGCCAAUAAACUCCAAAGAAGAAGAGGAGCUCGCUACAACACCGGAUGUGAUCUGACAGCAGGAGUCAAGAUGGGCACACGUUUGAAGGUCCUGAGCGUGUUUAAGGAGCUGCACAGAACAAGGAUGGCUGUGUUCAAAGAUGACAGCAGAACACUGACAGCUGCAAGGUUAAAGAUCAACGAGGAGUUUCGGAAAAACAAAGAUGAAACAUCAGAGGAAAACAUUCAGAAGAUGAUCAAAAUGGGCUCUGACGUGGAAGCUGUUCUUCGGCAGGGCGUGUUGCAAAUGGAACACGUAGGAGAAGAUACGCUCUUGCUUCGACCCAGAGAAAGCCUUUUACUAGAAAAUGUACCCUAUUGUGACCAGCCCAGAAAGAGGUCAUGACAUCUGACUAAAUAUUUUUAAU